UGUAGCUACCAUUAGCCACCAUGUCUUUAGUGUCGCUUACCAUACUGGUAGUGCUCGUUACAAUAAGUGCUCAUGUGCACGAUUCGUGGCCAGAUCGGGAAUGCCCGGGGGUGCCGGAGAAGUUUGCGCACAUUCAAGAGCAAUAUGAGAAGACCAUCGCAAAUGUUGAUGGCAACAGCAAUGCGCUAUGUCCCUGGGAAACUGCCUACAACACACGAUUCGACCGCGUUCCCUGCAGGAUACAAUAUGCAGAAUGCAAAACUCUGCACGCAUGCAAUUUUAGAAGCAGGAAUCCAAAUGAUUCACAAAUCAUCAAUCGCUUACGGGCUGACUAAGUGUAUAGAACUAUACAGAAACUUCCAGGUGGUAUAUCGCGAGGACGAUGACGUUGAGACAGAGGAGUUCGCAGUAGCCUGUAUCUGCGAAAAACGAUGAUCACGCAGAUACAGUGUAAUUAUACCACGUAAUAAAUUACGUCAUAAAUGCACGUCGGAAGGCAAUAUUUUGCUUCUAUUGAAGACUUAAAACACUGAUAACUUUUUAUUUUCUUUACCAUUUUAAAUGAAACUUAGCGCAGUCUACGCCGCUUACGGAGCCCCACCUUCGGUCUUUCACCAAAAUUUGAUUGAGGGUUUAGUUUCUUAAAACACUUCGACAAACCUUUUCACAAUACGGCCGUCUGACUGAGCACUGUCAAAACAUUAUUUUGGAAACAGUUUUGUCGAAGUGUAUCAUGAAACUAAUGACCUCAUCAAAUUUUGGUAGUAAAACAAAUGCGGGGCUCUUUCAGCGACAUAGACUGCCCUUUGUUUCGUUUAAAA
Messenger RNA from Mya arenaria, 821 nucleotides. RefSeq lists its product as uncharacterized. The record is from RefSeq and is a predicted model, not a curated record. Bases 73 to 435 code for a protein of 120 amino acids. NCBI's taxonomy places the organism in Eukaryota, Metazoa, Mollusca, Bivalvia, Myida, Myidae. The transcript is spliced from 4 exons.